UAUUCGCCAAUGAAGCGGUCAGUCACGCCCCGUGUUUCCUUAUGAACUGAGAUAACAAGCAGAGAGUGGUUUCACAUCGACAGCGGUGAUGUAUCGGAGGCAAGAAGUGAUACGGCUGACAACUGUCUGAAAGAAGUUACUUUACUUUAGACAUUUACUGAGUUCACCCAUGACGCUGGACCACUGUAUAGACCUGGAUGUGUUGAAUGAAUCGACCUCGUUAUCAUUCGGGACCAUAUGUUGUUAAAGCCCAGCGGAGGAACAAGAAACGACAGUUUUUGGAGGCUGUCUGGACCCCGGAGGACGAAGCUGCUAGCUUAUAGUAACUCACAGCUGUGGUGCCAAGAGGGGAUAGACACAGUGAGAGAGACUACACGCUAAACAGAGGAUAAUCUGGCCGAGGAUAACCUUGCCAAUCUCCCUGCGUUCAGAAGAAGAUAAAUUAGUUAGCUCGGUGAGAAGAAAACACCUGACUACGGCGACGUUUGCCAAGACUGUCACCUCAAAAUAGAAAGAAAAAGCAAAAGUCACCAUCCAGGUUUUCUAGGAUGAAUCACUUGUCCUUAAGCGAGCUAUGUUGCCUGUUCUGCUGUCCACCAUGCCCCAGCAAGAUUGCCUCAAAGCUGGCCUUCCUGCCCCCAGAGCCCACCUACAGCCUCAUGUGCGAUGAGAGCGGGAGCCGGUGGACGUUACACCUUUCCGAGCGUGCAGACUGGCAGUACUCCACGCGAGAGAAAGACGCCAUUGAGUGCUUCAUGACUCGCACAUCAAGAGGGAACCGCAUUGCCUGCAUGUUUGUCCGCUGCUCACCCAGUGCCCGCUACACACUAUUAUUCUCCCAUGGAAAUGCAGUGGACUUAGGCCAAAUGAGCAGCUUCUACAUCGGCCUUGGGUCACGGAUCAACUGCAAUGUCUUCUCUUAUGACUACUCAGGCUACGGGGCCAGUUCUGGGAAACCCUCGGAAAAGAACCUGUACGCUGAUGUGGAUGCCGCCUGGCAGGCGCUCCGCUCACGGUAUGGCAUCCGGCCAGAGAACGUCAUCGUGUAUGGCCAAAGCAUUGGCACCGUGCCCUCAGUGGAUCUGGCCUCGCGCUAUGAGAGCGCUGCUGUCAUCCUCCACUCCCCGCUCACCUCUGGCAUGAGGGUGGCCUUCCCCGACACCAAGAAGACAUACUGCUUCGACGCCUUCCCAAACAUUGACAAGAUCUCUAAGGUAACAUCUCCAGUGCUGGUGAUUCAUGGUACAGAGGAUGAGGUCAUCGACUUCUCCCACGGCCUGGCCCUGUACGAACGCUGUCAGCGCCCGGUGGAGCCGCUCUGGGUGGAGGGGGCCGGGCACAAUGACGUUGAGCUCUACGGACAAUACCUGGAGAGACUCAAACAGUUUGUUGCACAUGAGCUGGUCAACUUGUAGAGGAGCUGAAAGACCAAGGGCGGAGAGGGGAGAAGAGGAGGAAAGAAUAGUAUUUCAGGAGUGGUUUGUUGAUGGAAAAAGGUGCAACUUUUUCCUCUCUUUGUGAAGUGGUGCAGGUAUAGGUGGUGUUUGUCUGUGUUAUGCUGACGUCUUGGUGGCAGUCUUUUCUCUGUAUCAAACACCUCUCCUCCCGAGUACUGUCCGCUCACUUGAUGCAGCUGUGAACUUACAAGUACCCAUCACUUUUUUUGUUUUAUUUUUUUAUUUUUUUAUUUUAUCAUGUUGAAAAUUGCACAUCUUGAAAGUGUGUGAAUGAAAGAAGAGGUAGGAAUGUGCAUAGAAAACAAACCAUGUGUCCGCACAGAACAAGACUGUGUCAGAGUGUGUGUGUACGAGUGUGUAUGUGUCACAUUUUUGCUGCCUUUUGAGAAUAACGUGGUCCACUGGAGUCUUCUUGUCAGAUCUUGAGGUUUUUGUGGUUCUGAGGAGAAGCCUCGCUUCAAACUGGACUGGACCAGAAGUGGACCAGACUCUCUAACCCAACUGAACACCAUCUGACUAUGACAUAAAGUUUGGUCCUACACACUGCAGACAUCAUGGAUUUCAUUUUUUUGGAGUACUGUUUCUUAUAUUUUUUUAUAUUAUACAUGAUAUUUGCACGUUUCAGCUGCUGCUGAAGAACUGUACAAGACAAACUGACCUGUUAUCUAGCUGUGCCAGUGUUGCCAAAUGUUAAGUAUAAUACUGCAGACAUUUAGACACGCAAAGAACUUUGUACUUUGUGGAAAUAACUUCUAGAAACUUCUCCAUAGUUCUGUUUGCUGUUUUCAGUCUUCACUUCUUUUUGUGGUCUUGAAAUUGUACAAUAUAAUGUUAAAAUCUGCAACAACAACAUGGGUCUCAAUCAGCAGCGUGUGCAGCCAAUCAAAAGGCUGAAGCUUGACAUCACUGACCAAUGAAGUACAGAUAAUUUCCUCACACGUUUCAAAAGCUCUUACUUUAGAGUUUACAUCAAAGUAUUCUGAUAUACUUGUUUAAAAAAAAUGGAAUGCUGGACAAUUUCGGACUCCACUUAAGAAACUAUAAGUAUCCUCAUUGAUGUUUAGACCAAUAAUAACGUUGUAUUUUCUGUCUUUGGUUCUGCUGAUCUCAUGUCCAAUAAUAUGUGCAGUUAUUUUUUAAGGAUCUCUCUUGUGUACCCAAAUCAGAUGUGUCUAUGUGUCUUCAUAUGAUACAAAUUGAGCUGCUGUGACAGCAGCUUAUGCUUGGGUCUUUGAUUAAGACUUUAACCACUCAUGCCAACCAGGACUGAACGGUUAAUGUUGUUACCACAGCUGAUGUCCCCUUUUCUGUUUCAGGUAGUCGUAACAAAAUAAGUUUAUAUACUCUGGUGUAUAUGAGAUGGUAAAUAAAUGGGACUCUAAUCUCAAUUACUCACUAAUAAUAAGUGAUCUGUAACUAUGGGUUAACCUCAGCAUUUAAGGCCUCUGUCACAAACAGAAUGUUUUUCUUUCAUUGUCUUAACUUUGUCUUUUUGUCUGCAUGGUAUUUCUGGAUCCAUUGUUGUUUGUUGAUUUGACCUUUUAAUGCUGGGUCAUAAAAGCAAAAAAAAAAAAAAAAAAAGCCAGCCUAUGACUCCCUUAAAGCCCUGACAGAGCCCUGAGAAGCAAAUGUCAAAGAGCUACUGCAUGUCGCUAAAGGCUCAUCUUUGGCCUAUGUAACAAACCCAGAAAAACAUCAGAAAUCCUGAUGAAUCAUUUUCCUAUAGGAGUGUUAAACACCUGCAUUACUCUAGAAACAGUUUUAUCUAAAGGAGUGAAAUACUGUUGGUAAUGAACCACUAAGCCAAUGGGUGCUAUUAUAAACCUUCAGGUCUGUUAACUCACAGGUUGGAAGAAGCAAAACUUCAGAUCAGGGUUGGUAACUGUCGUUUGUCCGGUGAUGGUCUGUUGUAAUGACUUUUUUUUUUUCACAACUCAUGUCUUACGAAGAAGGAUUUUUCUUUCUUUCAUUUUCACUGUGUAAAUAAUAUUUGUACUGAACAUAUUGUCAUUUUUAUUUCUCUUUUGUCAUAACCUGUCAACUGUAGUUCUUUUUACUUCUUUAACCCUUGAUAGACAAUAUCAGACCACGUUAGGCCAUCGUCAUGGCUUUUCAGAUGGACUUUGUACCAGUCACUUUGACUAAUGUCAUCUCUGAUUUGACUAGAUUCAUUUUGUAUAGCAUAUUUCAGUAAAGGAGAAACAUAAAUGUAAUAACAAUAUUAUUAUAGUAAUUCUAACAUGGAUAGAGAAAAUAAAACCGUAUCUGAGAAGCAACAAAA
Notolabrus celidotus (New Zealand spotty) is the source of this 3738-nucleotide messenger RNA. It is a transcript of the gene abhd17b, whose product is annotated as abhydrolase domain containing 17B, depalmitoylase. Gene Ontology annotation, biological process: protein depalmitoylation. The record is from RefSeq and is a predicted model, not a curated record. Lineage: Eukaryota; Metazoa; Chordata; Actinopteri; Labriformes; Labridae. The transcript is spliced from 4 exons. Gene Ontology annotation, molecular function: palmitoyl-(protein) hydrolase activity. Gene Ontology annotation, cellular component: endosome membrane; plasma membrane. Bases 549 to 1415 code for a protein of 288 amino acids.